GUUCCGAUGUACAUCGACUGCUAGUGUAUUGCGUUAAAGUCAAACAGUGUUUUUUAUAAAGUAUCUGUGAAGAAAAAUGAAUCAUCUUACAGUGGAUAACAUCAAAAGCUAUCUAAGUCUUGGGUUUCUGAUAAGGGAAAUAGCAGAAGAAGCCCAUAUUUCUUACAGUACCUUAAGAAAAUUCAUGGCACGCAAUCAGCUUUCAGUAAGAGACACAUAUACUCCAAUGUUGGAAGAUGUAUUGCAGACCAUUAUAUAUCAGAUGUGCUGCCAAAACCCUUGCCUGGGUGUGAAAAUGGUUGUGGGCAGACUCCAUGCAAUGGGCCAUCGUAUUCAAAGGGAAAGAGUGCGAACCCUAAUGACCUCUCUCUUUGGUUCAAGACCUAUGAAUCGAAGACUAAAGAGACGGGCAUAUUAUGUUCGUGCCCCCUUGUCAAUGAUUCAUAUUGAUGGAAACCAUAACCUUAUUAUGUGGCGCUUUGUUUUCCAUGGUGGUAUUGAUGGCUUUUCCCGUUUGAUUUUCUUUCUAAGGGUUGCAAAUAACAACAGGGCAAGAACAGUACUGGACGGGUUCCUGGAUGGGGUUAAAUUUUAUGGCCUUCCUUCUCGUGUGAGAUCUGAUCAUGGUGGGGAAAAUAUUCUAGUGGGAUAUUUAAUGCUUCUUAAUCGAGGACUUAACAGAGGCAGUUUCUUAACUGGCCGGUCGGUCCACAAUCAAAGAAUAGAGAGGCUCUGGCAAGACGUAUGGGCAAGCUGCACCUCCGUUUUUUACGAGUUAUUUAUGAAUAUGGAACGAAAAAGAAUUCUGAACCGCUAUUCGGAGUUGGAUCUGUAUUGCCUCCAUUUGAUUUUCAAUCCUGUAAUUCAGCAGCAUGUCGACGAAUUCAUUGACGCAUGGAAUCUUCAUCCCAUUCGCACUGCGCCUGGUUCGUCUUCCCCAGUUCGUCUUUUUAUGACAGGGUUGGCGGCCUUAAAAAGAAAAUCUGUCGACGAAGGAAAAGAGUUUACAGAACUCGUUCAGAAUAUGGAAAUUGAAGAACUCGGUGACGAUAUCGAGGAUGAUACAUCUUUGGAAAUCGAGCAUGUGGAAGUUCCCGAAAUCAUCGUAGAUUUGGAUCCACGGAUGGAACGUCGUUUAAAAAGAAAGUAUGGAUUUCUUCUGUGCCGACUUCCGGUAGCUGUACGGAAGUAUACCAAACUUCGUCGGGAACUUUUGGCUGCCUACGAUUAAUGUUGGUGCCUAUGCUCGAUUAGUUUUGUUCCGCGCUUUUGGCAAAUACACCCGGGCCACAACGGUUACCCUGUGCAAAUUUUUUUUUUUUCGGUGUGAUGCAACAAAUUACUCGUUUCUGUCUGCGUCUAGGCCGUUGUUUUAUUAUUUAUUUGUCUGUAAUGCAAACGGAUUUUUUGGUAUAAUCAAA
Messenger RNA from Daphnia magna, 1421 nucleotides. RefSeq lists its product as uncharacterized. NCBI's taxonomy places the organism in Eukaryota, Metazoa, Arthropoda, Branchiopoda, Diplostraca, Daphniidae. The record is from RefSeq and is a predicted model, not a curated record. Gene Ontology annotation, biological process: DNA integration. The transcript has 6 exons. The coding region runs from base 77 to 1231 and encodes 384 amino acids.